UAGCAGCAGAAGAAUCUGGAAGGGUAUGUGGGCUUCGCCAGCCUGCCCAACCAAGUGUACAGGAAGUCAGUGAAGAGGGGUUUUGAGUUCACCCUGAUGGUCGUGGGUGAGUCGGGCCUGGGCAAGUCCACACUCAUAAACUCCCUGUUCCUCACAGACCUGUACUCUGCAGAAUAUCCCGGGCCUUCACAUCGAAUCAAAAAGACUGUACAGGUGGAGCAGUCCAAAGUAUUAAUAAAAGAGGGUGGUGUGCAGCUGCUGCUCACCAUCGUGGACACCCCGGGAUUUGGAGAUGCCGUCGACAACAGCAACUGCUGGCAGCCCGUCAUCGACCACAUAGACAGUAAGUUUGAGGACUACCUGAACUCAGAGUCGCGUGUGAACCGCAGACAGAUGCCUGACAGCAGGAUCCACUGCUGCCUGUACUUCAUCGCCCCCUCAGGACACGGGCUGAAGCCCCUGGACAUUGAGUUCAUGAAGCGACUCCAUGAGAAGGUCAAUGUGAUCCCGCUGAUCGCCAAAGCAGACACACUUACCCCUGAGGAGUGCCAGCAGUUCAAGAAACAGAUAAUGCGUGAAAUCCAAGAACACAAAAUCAAGAUCUACGAGUUUCCAGAGACGGAUGAUGAGGAGGAGAACAGGAUGGUCAAGAAGAUCAAGGACAAACUGCCCCUGGCCGUAGUAGGAAGCAACACUAUCAUCGAAGUCAACGGGAAGAGGGUCCGAGGGAGGCAGUACCCCUGGGGAGUGGCAGAAGUUGAAAACGGUGACCACUGCGACUUCACCAUCCUCAGGGACAUGCUCAUCAGGACCCACAUGCAAGAUCUGAAGGACGUCACCAAUAAUGUCCACUACGAGAACUACAGGAGCAGAAAGCUGGCCGCGGUCACCUAUAACGGAGUGGACAACAACCGCACCAAAGCACAGCUGUCCACCAAGAGUCCUCUGGCCCAGAUGGAGGAGGAGAGGAGGGAACACGUGGCCAAGAUGAAGAAGAUGGAGAUGGAGAUGGAGCAGGUGUUUGAGAUGAAAGUCAAGGAGAAGGUGCAGAAGCUCAAGGAUUCGGAGGCUGAGCUGCAGAGGAGACAUGAGCAGAUGAAGAAGAACCUGGAAGCUCAGCACAAAGAGCUGGAGGAGAAGAGACGUGUGUUUGAGGACGAGAGGAACAAGUGGGAGGAGCUACAGAGGCUGGAGCAGCAGAAGCUCGAGGCAUCCAGAACUCUGGAGAAAAACAAAAAGAAAGGCAAGAUUUUCUAAGGUGGCGGGCAGUACCACGCUGGGACGUGUUUGCCAACAAUUGCGGUCAGGACUCCGGCGUGCGGCACCGACCCCCACCCUCCUCUACGCUACUGCUCCCGGCCACUAGAGGGAGCCACGGGGUCCCGCACUGCCUACGGACUCAUCACCAUCAACGAAUGUGUUUACUUUAACCACGCCACAAAAGAUAACCCCAUUUUAGAAAGGCCAAACCUAUUCUGUUUUCAUGCGAUUAUCUUCUUAAUGUUAUUGUUGUCAUACUGAUACUGUCUCGGCCCCUCCGCUGCUCUCUCUAAAACCAAGGUUGCUUCGAUGGACUUGUGUGUACAGUUAAAUUGCAGACAAAAUGUCGUACAAUCAUGUUCUGGUGAUGAAUUUGUUUACAAGAAUUCUGAAAUGUGUGAAUAGGACGGUAGCCCUGAAGAGACAAGUGGUGGCCGCAAAAACUAAAAUAAAUGUACAAUAUUUUGUUUCCUCAUCAAAAACAUAACAUCACAAAGUAGAACGGAGCAUUUUCAGUUUUGGAGAUGUAAACAGACUAAUAAUAAAGGGUUACUCAAACAUGUGUGACUGGAGCAGGCGGCAUGUUUUUGAUGAGGUGACAUCAUUAUAACAGGGCUCCAUGCUCACAAGAGUUUUGCUUAAUAGAGGACCUUUUAAAGGUACACUAUGUAAUUUUUCUGUUUCAGGGUCUGCAAAUUGCUUGUCUCCAUGGAGAUUUUUUUUGCAGUAUAUAGAAUGUUAAAUAUUCUAUAUACAUAGAGACAAGCACGUAACGCCACUAGACCCAGUUUUACAGGUCAGAUCUGUGGAGAGGAGAGCCUGCUCACUAUAAUAAUGUGUUUGAAUGUGCUUUUUUUUGCAUUAAAACACCAAUAAUUCAAUACAUACAACACUGAUAGUUUUAAUGCCAUUGUGUAGAAUAACACGGGCAACAAGCAGAAAAGUUGCAUUGUGCAUCUUUAAAUACUUUUGACUUUGUGCUCUUUUUUAACUGUAAAUUUAAGUUAUAUUUCAAGACUGCUUUUGCCAUCUCCCAUUAUGAAUUAUGUCUGUGCAGUACUUUAGUUUUAUGAUUUGCUGCCACUUGUCGUUUGGGGCCAUCGUAGUGUACUUUUUACGACAAGGAUGUGAACUAACUCAUUUUAGUUUUAGUUUAGUGACAGUGGAAAGUGCAGAAAUUAUGAAAACAAUAAAACCGCACCUUGGGCCUUUUUAUAGAUGAAUUAUAGCAACAAAAAAACGAACGUAAUUCUGUCAACAGGACACAAGUUUUAGAGUGAGGAUGUUUCACCGCUCUGAAGAAACCCUUUGAGUGAGCGGUGGAAUGUCUUUACUCUAACGUUUGUCCAUUUGACAGGAAUUAAUUUUUCUUUUGCUAUGGAUCAUACCUGGACGACUGAGGGAUUACACAGAUAUGAAUUAUGUAACCCCUCCCUCUCCCUUUUGUGUUUAUCUAUUCUUGGACCACCAUUAUAACUUUAUUUUUAUAUAUACCGAGCCAGCUGAAGUUCUUACAUCUUUUAUAAGAAAAUCUCUUUGGAUGUGCCCUGGUCGACCACUGCGGCAAUUGAACUAAAGGACUGUGUAAAGUGGGACAUGAAGAGACAACACCACACUUUGCUUUGGCUAUGUAUCCAUCUGUAUUUUUAAUGUUGUUUUUCAUUUGUACUUGUGACUUUGUUCACUUAAUAAACCUGUGAUGACAUGGA
Molecule: messenger RNA, 2969 nt
Organism: Periophthalmus magnuspinnatus
Lineage: Eukaryota; Metazoa; Chordata; Actinopteri; Gobiiformes; Gobiidae
Gene: septin7b
Product: septin 7b
Exons: 12
Biological process (GO): cilium assembly; cytoskeleton-dependent cytokinesis
Cellular component (GO): microtubule cytoskeleton; septin complex; cell division site
Molecular function (GO): GTP binding; molecular adaptor activity; GTPase activity
Source: RefSeq, a predicted model, not a curated record